This is a messenger RNA of Bolinopsis microptera, 1034 nucleotides long. RefSeq names its product large ribosomal subunit protein mL43-like. Gene Ontology annotation, biological process: mitochondrial translation. The transcript is spliced from 6 exons. Gene Ontology annotation, cellular component: mitochondrial large ribosomal subunit. Gene Ontology annotation, molecular function: structural constituent of ribosome. Bases 14 to 652 code for a protein of 212 amino acids. The record is from RefSeq and is a predicted model, not a curated record. NCBI's taxonomy places the organism in Eukaryota, Metazoa, Ctenophora, Tentaculata, Lobata, Bolinopsidae.
UAUUUCCCUAGUUAUGUCCUAUUUUUCGAAGAAUCCUUCGCGAUUUCUAAAACCCAAGUCAGUUUACCUUCACCACAUCAAGAAAAUCAAACACCCCAAAGCAAAAAGAAAGUUUCAUUUCGAGUACACGAAUGUACUGAACACUUGUAACAGUGGAGCAGGAGGUAUCUACACUCCACAAUGUAAAAGAGUCACCUUCAGAAUACACCCGACUGCACCUGACUCCUUUCAUGCCCGAGAAUAUCUAGAAAACAAGCUGUCGGAAGUAGCAACGAAGUACAAUUCAGUUAGUUUCUACGUAACUGAAUCUCAGACAAGGGUUCCUGUGCUCAUAGCCCACUAUCUGAACGGUUAUCAAGAGGAGCAGCGCAUAGACAAUGUACACGAAGGAAUCCUUUCACAGUUUGUUGAGAAGUAUUGCAACUAUUCUGGGGAUAUACAAAAAGGUACCAUGAACAGACAACAGCCAGUUGAUUACACCAGAUCAAUACAAGGCAUGUGGAGUCCGUACACGAACAACCCUCAGGCUGAUCUCAACGCACCCUUAUCGGUGCAAGAGUUGAAGAACAAACACAGAACGGCCAUUGAUGUGAACAAGUACAGGGGUCUCCCGCCAGAUUUCUAUAACAAAAUGAACAAGUUAUCGCGAUAAAUAUUUGGGAAUAUUUUAGUAAUUUAAGUUGGUAAUUUAUUGUCUUUUGUAACGUUGGACAUGUAUCAAAAUUAAUUUGACAUUUGCUAUUUUUCUAGUUUAACCUAUCAUAUUUUAUUAUACGGUGUUCCCCAUUUUGUACCUCUGAUAACAAUGUAAUCAUUAAUAAAGAAUCGGCCGCAAGUUUUCUGUAGAUUAGGAUUAAUUAAGUAAUUGUGUAAAUAAUGUAAUAGGCGCCAAGAAUUGGUACAGAAUUUACAUCAGUAAUCCGACUCUCUGCUUUGACUGUCUCCGCAUAGAUAAAUCUGCACAAAUUAGUCACAUUUGGUUACGUGAUACAAAAAUCGAAUAAAUUGAAUUUGUUGAUUUAUUCAUCCCAAAA